Messenger RNA from Dendronephthya gigantea, 1981 nucleotides. Its product is annotated as steroid 17-alpha-hydroxylase/17,20 lyase-like. The transcript is spliced from 2 exons. The coding region runs from base 267 to 1751 and encodes 494 amino acids. The record is from RefSeq and is a predicted model, not a curated record. Gene Ontology annotation, molecular function: iron ion binding; steroid 17-alpha-monooxygenase activity; heme binding. Lineage: Eukaryota; Metazoa; Cnidaria; Anthozoa; Malacalcyonacea; Nephtheidae. Gene Ontology annotation, biological process: progesterone metabolic process; hormone biosynthetic process.
ACAGAGAUCUAGAACUUAGCCUAGCUAUCAACGUAUGGUAAAACACAUAAGCGGAUGUUUUAAUUUUUGGCUACUUUAUUGAUUUAAUCCAUGACGAUGUGUAGUUAGCUAUAUUUGCGUAUAAGUGACGUUGAUUCAAUUCAUCACAAUCUGUUGGUUCCGCUAACGCACAAUCGAGGAAGAGUAUAUAUAUAAGAGUAUAUGAUAUUACCUGCUCUCGCAUAAAAGACUGAACAGAUUCUACCCUUGUGAUAUAAAGCAAGAUCAUGUAUUUGGAGUCUGCCGCCUCGUUGUUCCUUGUGUGGUUCGUAUGGUAUGUUAUCACGACUUACAUCGAGAGAAGGAAAAUGCCCCCGGGUCCAUUUCCUUGGCCCCUGAUCGGCAAUCUCCCGCAAAUGGAAUCCGACCCGAUAAACCCUUUCAAGAAGAUCAUUGAGAAAUAUGGCGAGAUCGUAUCCGUCUCGUUUCCUUUGAGACGCUGCGUGUUGAUAAACAACGCAAAACUGGCGCGAGAAGCACGCUUGACAAGAAAGGACGAUCUCGCUGGAAAGAUAAGAAGCACGAUGUACCCGGGUGAUGUCAUCUUCGGAGAGCGCGAUGUCAUAUGUUCAGACUAUGGCCCAGGACAUGUAUUUCGCAAGAAAAUCCUUUCUCUAGGCCUGCAUGUGUUUGGGGAGGGUAUAGAUAAAGCCGAAGAACGUGUCAGCAAUGCGGUGCAGAACUUUGUCAAUGAAAUGGAAGCGCUGGAUGAGCAGGCGUUUUCUCCGAAGGACCUCCUUUCGCGGGCAAUAGUGUGCCAAAUUUGGGAGUGGGUGACAUCAAAGAAACUAUCACUGCUUCACCCCAAGGUGAAGUUGAUAGUUGAAUUCAACGACAAAAUAUCAAAGCUUUGGACUCAAUUUACUCCAGCCCAGUUGAUCCCUGGUGUUUCCCAUCUUCCAACCACAUUCAACCGCGAGUUAAGUGAAGUCGUUCGCAUGAGGGAGCAGCUAUUUGGACCGGAACUGAAAUAUCAUCGGGAAACGUUUGUACCAGAAGUGACUCGUGAUCUUACCGACAGCUUUCUUGCCGCGUUCGAAAAAGAAAUUGGAAAAGAAAAAGGAGACGAAAUCGGUUCCAUUGAUGACAUAAAAGGCUUGAUGGUUGAUAUAGUGUAUGCAGGAUCGGAUACGACCUCGUCCGUGCUUGCAUGGUAUAUUCUUUAUAUAGUGCUUCACCCAGAUGUCCAAACAAAGAUCCACGAAGAGCUCGACGAAGUGGUCGGAAAAGGUCGCUUACCUCGGUGGCAAGAUACGAAGAACUUGCCGUACUUACAGGCCAGUAUCUGUGAAGUGUUGCGUUUGUCGCGUGUUCUUCCUGUGUAUGGUACGAACGCCAUACGAGACACGGUCAUUGGAGGAUAUCAUAUCCCCAAAGAUACCUAUGUCGCCCUUCAUAUCAACCAUAUUCACUUUGACGAAAAAGAAUGGCCAGAACCACACAGUUUCAAACCUGAGCGAUUUCUGAAAGAAGAUGGUUCAUUUGUUGGCUGGACAGCGAAGCAUGGAUUUAUCCCGUUUGGUCUCGGUCGUAGAGACUGCCCCGGGCAACCCUUGGCAAGAAUUAUGUUGUGCCUUUUCGUGUCUGCUUUGUUGCAACAUUUUAGGAUUGAAGUUCCUGAAGGAGAAGCCAGACCAAUAUUGAUGCCAUCGGACCCAAAACUUGUUCUACCACCAAAUGAUUUCACCAUCGUGGCUAAGAGGAGAUUGUAGACACUCCACGACCCACCGCUUUCUUUUAUUGUCUUAAAAAUAUUCAUCUUAAAGAUGUCAUCGUAAAAGUAAAAAGGUGCUGACAGAUAAUGACUAAUUAAUAGCUAACGUUUACCAUGUACCAAUAAGUAAUCAUGCAUGGUAUUUGUAAUAUUUAUGCCUCUUAAAUAAUACUUGUUUGUCUGUGUAUGCAUGUGAUAUGAUGAUGUAAUAAAGUAACUUAUUUGAAA